This is a messenger RNA of Colletotrichum truncatum, 1368 nucleotides long. RefSeq names its product multiple ankyrin repeats single KH domain. The record is from RefSeq and is a predicted model, not a curated record. NCBI's taxonomy places the organism in Eukaryota, Fungi, Ascomycota, Sordariomycetes, Glomerellales, Glomerellaceae. Gene Ontology annotation, biological process: regulation of barbed-end actin filament capping. Gene Ontology annotation, cellular component: cytoplasm; nucleus. Gene Ontology annotation, molecular function: protein binding.
AUGGACGGUUUUCCCCCUAUGCCGGUCGAGAUUGCCCGUCUCAUCGCCAUCGAAAUUGUGAGAGCCCGCGGCAUAAAGCGCGCUCUGCGCCUACGCCGUGUCAACCGCUCAUGGGACCACGGGAUCGUGGAAGCAAUAGUGGAAUCAGGAAUCCUCGAGGAAAACCCCAAAAAGAAGGCUCAUUGGACUCUUUUAAAGGCCAAGUACGUCAUGCACAAGCUGCAACAGCGCGAAGACCUACUAUCGCGAGGGCUCCGCAUCGUACGCAAGGCUGCGCAGCGUCUCGUGGCCCUUCGAACAGGCAAACCAGAGUCCGAGACUCAAGAGGAAGUCCAAAAAGUCCUCUGGGAGUUUUGCAAGGCUACACAAGAUUUCUGCGGAGUUACCGAUGAUUCGUAUUUUGAGGUGCCUAAAGAGAUAGAACCUAUCGAUGAUUCGGACGAGGCUUUCAGGGGAGCUAUGGUUGCUGGCGCGGUCGCAUUAAAAGACCUGCAUCUUCUCCGGCAAGUGCUUCCGUUAGUGGAAGACCAAGACAGUGAGCAUUUGAUCUACAUGCAAACGGACAUGAAAGAUUGGGUGCUCGGCUGGCCGCUAGAUAUUGCGGCCUAUAGAGGUCAUACUGAAGCGCUGCGUAUGCUGUUCGAAGUUCUGAAGCAUCGCUUGGGAUUCAUAAAUGCAUAUAUGACUGCAUUAGAGUAUGCGAGCGCAGCCAGUCAGAUUAAGACAGUCAAGCUCUCUCUAUAUCCCCUCGGCGAUUCAACUUGCGACUACCCAUACGAGUAUUUCCUGUCAGAAAUGAAAAACAAAACCCCUGAAGUAUUCGAUUGCCUCUACGAGUGGCGCAAAGACAACUUACUCAAGAGUCAUUAUAACCCUUGGGAAAUCCGGGAUAUAGAACACGCGCGGUCAGAACUUCGAUCUCAGGCAUACUGCUGGUCCACCUCAUAUGGCAACCUUCCCAUGAUGAAGUACCUUGUGAACCACGGAGUCCCGGCCAAGCUUGAUAGUCGACUUCCCGACGACGGAGACACAUACCACACAUGGAUGAGCGUUGUUGCGGACGGGGGGUACGACGAUGUCAUGGAAUUCUUACUGGAAAAUGGGCAAGAAAUCAGCUCCCAAUCACUCGAGUAUGCUUGCCGUCACGGAAGUCCCGCUUGUGUAAGAAUUCUCCUUGAACACGGCGCCAAGGACACUCUCAAGCCAGGGAAUGCUCUUCUCGAGGCCGUCAAGGGAGAACAUGAACAAGUGUUGAGACUAUUGGAGUCGGACGGCUCGGUGAGUGAAGGUCACAGGAAACGAGCGCUGGAAUUCGCGGAGAAAGAAGGCUUGGAGUCAAUGGUCCAGCUCAUUAAGGAAUACAUGUAG